AUGCUCGAUAGGGUGGAGCCGGUAGGCGUGUCAGAAAGCUAUAUAAACCCUCCCCGCACCUCCUCACUUCCUCAGCAAACCUUUAGCCACUUACCAGUACCAGCAAUCACAAUGCGUGUCGCACUCUUCGUCCUCGCUUUCGCCGCUGUGUUCGUCCUCGCCAACCCCAGCGGUGACAAGAAGAAGGCCAAGAAGACCAAGACUCCUACUCCUGCUGCUGCUGCCGCUGAGGAGCCCGCCCCUGUCGAUGGCGGCGAUGCCCCUGCUGCUUAA
Molecule: messenger RNA, 273 nt
Organism: Pleurotus ostreatus (oyster mushroom)
Lineage: Eukaryota; Fungi; Basidiomycota; Agaricomycetes; Agaricales; Pleurotaceae
Exons: 2
Coding region: 1-273 (90 amino acids)
Source: RefSeq, a predicted model, not a curated record